This is a messenger RNA of Owenia fusiformis, 2514 nucleotides long. NCBI's taxonomy places the organism in Eukaryota, Metazoa, Annelida, Polychaeta, Sabellida, Oweniidae. The record is from the annotation of a GenBank genome assembly.
AGAUUUUUUAUUUCACGUCACGUGAUCAUUCAAAAUGGCGGUCAUCUUUAGAAAGUGUAUUUGGAAUUUCUUUAGUAUUUCUUCGAAAAUAUCUAGUCAGGAAUUGGUUGCAAUUGCACCAAUAUGCACAUCGUCCAAUUUUGGUCAGUCCUCUGGUCAAGGCCAACCAACGGGUGUAGAUCCAAGUCUGGCUCACUUAGAUGAUAGCCCACAAUACCCUGGGAUAAGGACUGCUGAAUAUACACUAGACAUGGACUUUAACUUUCCAGAGAAUGAUAAACCAAUGCCUGUUUACAGACUUAUGGAUAAGAAGGGAAAGAUACUUGAUCCGUCCCAAGAUCCAAAGCUGGAUGAAGACAAGGUGAAGAAGAUGUACAAAAACAUGGUCACAUUAAAAAUAAUGGAUAAAAUAAUGUACGACUCCCAGCGUCAGGGGAGAAUAUCUUUCUACAUGACUAACUUUGGUGAAGAAGGGGCACAGACAGGUUCCUCUGCAGCUUUGAAUGAUGAUGACCUGGUGUUUGGUCAAUACAGGGAAGCAGGUGUGUUAACAUGGCGAGGCUACACACCCUACCAGGCUAUGUCCCAGUGUUAUUCCAAUGCUGAUGAUAUGCUGAAAGGCCGCAGUGUGUUAACAUGGCGAGGCUACACACCCUACCAAGCUAUGUCUCAGUGUUAUUCCAAUGCUGAUGAUAUGCUGAAAGGCCGCAGUAUGCCAGUGCAUUAUGGAUCUAAGGAGUUGAACUUUGUCCCUAUGUCCUCACCAUUGGGUACACAGUUUCCACAGGCUGCAGGGGCUGCAUAUGCAUUCAAACGAGCCCAGAAUGGACGUUGCGUGGUAUGUUACUUUGGAGAUGGGGCAGCAUCAGAGGGAGAUGCACAUCCUGCCUUCAACUUUGCAGCCACUCUGGAAUGCCCUGUUAUAUUCUUUUGCCGCAAUAAUGGAUAUGCAAUCUCGACACCUACAACUGACCAGUAUAGAGGGGAUGGAAUAGCAUCUAGAGGCAGCGGUUAUGGCAUGGCAUCAGUGAGGGUUGAUGGCAAUGACACCUUUGCAGUGUAUAAUGUUACUAAGGCAGCCAGGGAAGUAGCAGUCGGACACAAUAGACCAGUUCUUAUUGAAGCAAUGACAUAUAGAGUUGGUCACCAUAGUACAUCAGACGACAGCUCCGCCUAUAGGUCAACGGAUGAAGUAAGGACGUGGGAAGAGAGAGACAAUCCAAUCAACCGUCUCCGUCACUAUAUGACCAAUCAGGGCUGGUGGUGCGAUGACACAGACAAAUCUUAUCAAAAAGAAACUAGAAAAAUGGUUCUUGAUGCCUUCCAUAAAGCCGACAAGCGGAUCCGACCAAAUCCUGAAUACAUGUUUGAGGAUGUUUACGACACCAUGCCACCCCAUCUACAAGAGCAGUUCAAUGAAAUGAAAGAACACGUUGCGAAUUACAGAGAGCACUAUCCUCUCGAGAAAUAUGAAAAAUUUGUAUAAAUUCAGUUGAUCUGCUCUUUGGGUGUUCACAGGCUAAAACAAUGCUCACUUAGCUUUGAAAUAAUAUUUAUCAGCAAGAAAACCCCAAAAUGGAGAUAUAUACUAUAUAGGUACAAUUUCAGACUAAAAUCUAGCAAAUCAGGUUUUCAAACCAACUCAGGUGAUGUGUGAACUUUUUUACUAUCUAUUUUUGUUGAAAAAGCAUUCAACUAUUUCUAUACAACAAACUUUAUAACCACAGUUUUAGACUGUCUGGGUUUUGUAACAUUCGUUACACUUUAAUUUGUUAACAAAGGUGAUGUCCAAAUUCACCCAAAAUUUUACUGCUGUAGUGGCAUGUUGAUUGCUAUAGUGUUUUGAUGUCGUUCUUUUAGAAUCUCAUACCAGCAUAGUCAUUUGGUGCCAUUCUAAGUGUAAGCUACAUGUCUAUUAUUACGAAUUCUACGCAUACCAUGAAAUUUCAGUGACUAAAUGAAGUUGAUUCAAUGUUAGUCAAGAGACUCGAGACAUCUUGGAGCACAUGUAUAAUAUCAACAUAAUAAUUCAGAAAUCCUUACAGCAUAUCACAUAUACGAGUAUGUUCAUAUUGGACCAUUUUGAUUCGCUUAGAUUUAGCUUAUUGGCUAUAUUUUGUGGAUAAGUUUUUCAUAUUUUGGAAUUUUCAAAUCAGUUGUUUAGAAUCUACUAAAUUUUGUAUUUGUUGACAAUUUGAUGCCCCAAUUAAUAUAGAAAAAUUUAAAGAACACCAAACUGAACAUCGCCAAAAUCUCCAGAAAUCCAGAAUAACCGUUUGGUCUCAGAUAAGUAUAACCACUGUAGCCUUGCUAAUUCCAUGUGCCCCACCUCUCAACAUCCAACCGCAGGGAGGUAAAUGGGUAGGGUUUUGUCAAAAGGCUGAAUGCAAGAUUACAUCUAUAAUAUGGGAGGGAGUAUGGUAGUAUAGGGGAAAUUGUUUGUACUUAUUGUUAGUGUGCCCUGCGCACAGAGUCGAGUUAUAAACUACCUGAAGACGAAGCUCUCUUUUGAGA